Messenger RNA from Arachis duranensis, 1455 nucleotides. RefSeq names its product pentatricopeptide repeat-containing protein At3g07290, mitochondrial-like. Gene Ontology annotation, molecular function: protein binding. The transcript has a single exon. Bases 1 to 1455 code for a protein of 484 amino acids. The record is from RefSeq and is a predicted model, not a curated record. NCBI's taxonomy places the organism in Eukaryota, Viridiplantae, Streptophyta, Magnoliopsida, Fabales, Fabaceae.
AUGGUAAUUCCUAAACUGUUCAAAACCGUUAGGUUUUUCUUCUUCUUCUCACUUCCUCACUCUCCUCCUUCUUAUUCUUCCACCUGUCUCUUCUCCAAUAUCACUUCUUCUCCUUCCACAAUUUUCCUCCGCCUUUUCCACUCCCCAAGUUCCUUCCUUUUCUCAACUCCGACCUCUUCUUCUACUAUGCACUCUGAUAUUCAUAACUAUGCCACCACAUGCUCCAGCGCUGCUCUUCACUUGCAUUCACCUUCCACUCAUAGGUAUUUAUAUUUGAAUUCGUAUUCGUAUUCGUAUUCGAACUCUUAUUCUUCUUACCGUGGUAGACUAUCUGGUGAAGUUUCUGAUAUUGUUGCCUUGAUUCGUGAGGAUGGGAAUGAUUUAGGGAUUAGGUUAAAUAGGAUGAACUUGCGUUUGUCUAAUGCUUUGGUUGUUGAGGUUUUUGAGGUCUUGGCAAUUGAGAGAGUUUCAGCACUGAGGUUCUUUGAUUGGCUGAAAAACAACCAUGCUGAGAUUUGUGGCGAUCCGGAGAUAGGUUUCUUGGUUGUUAAUAACUGUGGUCUCUUGGGAAAUUAUGAAGCUAUGGUUCCAAUUUUGAAUGAAUUUAACCUUAAAAGGGUGCCCUUGAGACGAAAUGCUUUUGGAUUCUUGCUGUUUUUGUGUUUGGACAAGGCUUCUGCAAUCGAAUGUGUAACCAAAACGAUUGGUGUGCUAAAUGAGGUUGGUGGGGCAUGUCAAAGUUCUGGUUUUCGGUUAUUGAUAGAGAUGUUGGGUGUUUUGGGGCUUGUUGAUAUAGCUAAAUUUGUUUUAGGAACAAUGAGAAGGAAGGUGAAUCACUAUAAUAUCUUAAUAAGUAUAAUGUGCAAGAGAGAUGAUUGCAAAGGAGCAGAGGAUUUGUUAAACGAGAUGAAGAGAAGUGGUUGUGAUCCAAACAGACUUACUUAUAAUUUGUUGAUUAGUUGUCUAUGCAAGAAUGGUAAAUUUGCAGAAGCUUUUGAAAUGGUUAAAGCUAUGGAAAAAGAGUGUGGUAGACCUGAGGCAAGCACCUUUGAUAUUCUUAUUAACUUAUCAUGUAAACAUCACCAGUUUGAUUUAGUUUCAAAACUUCUUGAUGAAAUGACGCUGAAGGGUAUUGAACCUUGUGUUUCAACUCAUGCUGCGGUAAUAAAGUGUUAUUUUGCUUCAGGAAAAUAUGCGGAAGCGCAUGAAUACGUGGUUGGUACUACCAUUAAGCGGAGUUUUUCCAGCAAUGCAAACUACAGCUUACUUGCUGACCUUCAUUUGAAGACAGGAAAUGUUCUACUUGCGCAGAAGAUUCUCUUCGAGAUGAUGGAUAAGGGUCUUAAACCAAAUUUUCCAGUGUACAUGAAGAUAAGGAAGCGUCUUCAAAAGAAAAAUGAAAUGGAUUUGUCUAUGGAAUUAUCAAGAAGAUACUUGAACUUGAUUGAAAAAUGA